GAUAGAGUGAGUCAUUCUCAAAAUGGCAGAGAUUCUGUCAGUAUGAAGUGAAACUUUCCUAUUUUUAGCGCUUGAAACCUCUUUAAUUUCACUCGGUUUUGAUGAAUAUUGUCGAGGAGACAUCAAUAUAAAUUGCUGUUAAUAAUAACAGCAUCUGUCUUAGGUCCACACGACCGACUAAUAUCGUUGGAUAAGGAUUUUAAUCGCGAAAGGCUGGCUUCCCUCCGAAGUUGACGCUAGCCAGUGCCUGUCAUCAUAGCCAAACCGAUUGUUGUUGUCAUUUGCACACGGGACCGUGUGACUAAACCACUGGCUACUCGCUUAGUUAGUUUACUAAACUAGCUUGCUUGGAUAGCGAUAGCAAUCUGAUUUUUUUCUUUUAGGGAUUGCCUUGCAUCUUAUCUGGUUCAGGUCAGGGCUUCCGUCCCUAUUUCGUCGUCACCUGUCACCAGUCGCUGGUUGAUGCCAGUCAAUGUGUGCACUGUCACAACCUAUUUGAUUUGCUAGCACCACCUGACCUGGCAAAUCAAUGGACAAGCUUCAGGACCUCAGCCAAUCCGAGCUCGAGGAGCUGCUGGACAACGCAGAUAGGGUGGAGUCUAUGGCAUUGGAAUCAGAUGAGAUCCAGAACAUACAGCUGGAGAGAGAGAUGGCUCUAGCCUCAAACCGCAGCCUGGCUGAGCAGAACCUGGACGUGAAGCCUGCUCUGGAGAAGCAGAGGGAGAGGCUGGUGGAGAGGUACUCCCAACUGGAGAGCGUCAGAGAUGCCUACAGACAGCACUGCAGUCUCAGAGACGGGAUUGUGGGCCAAGUGUCUCCGGAGGGGCUGUUCACCAGGCUGCAGACAGAGGGCGCCAACACAGAGGCCGAGUCUGAGGCGCUGGCAGACGAGUUCCUGGACGGCGCUCUUCCUCUCGACACGUUCCUCGAGCGUUUCCUCGCCCUCCGCUCCCUCGCUCACAAGAGACGAGUGCGGAUUGAGAAGCUGCAGGACAUGCUCCGACAGAAGAGUGAAGACGCCGCCUCCGACGCCGCCCAGGGCGCCAUGACAUCAUCACAAGCAUCAGCCAGUCAGGACCCCUCAACACCAUCGCCAUGGAAUAACCAAACGCAUCAUCAGCCAGCACCGGCCCCGGGUUCCCAGCCGGCCAAUCACAGCAGCUUCCAGAAUGCCACGCCGAAUGCCGGUGCAGGCGCCGCCCUCCCUUAUACCCCUUACCCUGUCUCCCCUCCAAACCCAGCCCCGUCCGCCGCCUCUGGGGGUCCAGGCCAAGGCCCGGCCAAUCCCCCUGCUCAAUUUCCUCCUUACCCCAGCCCCGGCUCACCCUUCACCCCUGCGGCCGGCUACGCUGCGCGGCCUGGCUUCGGGCCCCCCGCCUGCCCCUACCCCACCCAGCCCACUUUUCCCGGCCCCCCCGGCCCAGCGUUCAGGCAGUACGGCCCCCCUAACGCCGGCCCCUACCCCUCAGCCUACCCCUACGGAGGGGGGUACAGCUACCCCACUGGUCCCGGCCUGCCCAGCACUCAGUCCCCCACAGGGAGGCCAAUGUAUCGGCCUGGAUACGGAGUACCCCAGCCCUACUCCUGAAUCUCCUCCUCAUCUGGUCUCCUUUCUCCUUUCUUUUCCUGUCUCCUCCCUUCUCAUCCUCCUUUCAUCCUCCUCUCACUCUCUGUCAUCACGAAGGCACAAGCUGUUUGUUCUGUAUCUCCACGGCUCUUUUACUUAUGGCUUUAUCUUUUAUUUGAACACUUGACUCACUUCUCACACACUCCAUCUCCUUUCAAUCUCUCUCGCCCUCCUCUCUCCCUCCUCUCCAUUGCUCUGCCGCAGUCUCAGGUCCUGUUGUUGCUUCUGGGUGUUGUUGUGGGUGCUGCCUAUUGCCCCUGUGUGUGUGUGUGUGUUUCUGUGUGUGUGUGUGUGUUUCUGUGUGUGUGUGUGUUCAUGAAGCUCUAAAGCAAUCUGUCGGACCUUAUUUAACACAUAGGUCACACGGCACAACCCCUAUGUCGUGUGUGUGUGUCUUCCACAGACACAAGAAGUGAUACGAGUGGAUGUGCAACAUAUUUCCACAUGCACAUCCUUGUUUUCAACACACACACACUCCAUGGCCGCUAGAUGGCCCGGACACAUGACAAUGCACACGUUAUUUGUGUCGUUGGUGCAUCACAGCAGCCUCCCGCUCUUCUAAGGCAAAGUAUCAUUACAGUGCAGAGAUGUUAGCUCCUUCAUAAUUCAGUCGUUCACCCUGUGUUGUGUUUCCGUGUUCAGAAGCCCAGGCGCACUCUGCAUUAAGAUCUCUGCGCAUGUCAUCCGUCAGCAGACUGGAAGGCUUGCCCUGCUCUCCUUUCUGUUGCUUUUAUUGCUCCCCCCCCCCCCCUUUCUCCUUCUACUUCUGCAUGUUGUCAUCCCUCGUUCACCCCUCUCCUCGGUCAUGUCUGUGUGGUGUGAAGUUUCCUGGCGGUGGUGAGGGAAGUUGUCCCGUCAGGCGUGGGGUGUGACGGACUCCUGUGUGUGUGUGCGUGUUAUGUGUGUGUUGUGUGCGUGUUAUGUGUGUGUGUGUGUGUUGUGUGUGUGUGUGUGUGUGUGUGUUGACGUCUGCUCACUGUGCUCCUCCUCCAUCACCCCUCACUCCUUUCUCUCACACACACUUUCUUCUCGCCUCAUUCCUUUCAACUCUGUUUUGACCUCACCCCCCCUCACCCCCCCUCACCCCCCCUCACCCCCCCUCGUUCAGUCCCUCUCCCUCCCUCCCCCACAAUCUGCUUGUUGAAAUGAACUGAUGCUUGACAAUGAUAACGAGAAAAUAGUUUUAUUUCUAUAAGUUCAUUAUCAUAUAUGAGAAUAUAAAUGAAUUGUAUAGAAUGAUAACAGAACAGAACCUGAUACUACUACAUGUGCUUGUAACAAGGGAAAGGUUAUCAUGUUGACAUAUCUUCCUGCUCUAGUGAGCACAGGAGCCAAGUACUGUCUGGAAUCACCUCAGUUAUCUCUGAUUUGUGAUAUGUGUUCGAUUGUUCCUGCCUGGCACAAUAAAAUCAAAAGGCUGUUACCAAAAAUGCUCAGACCCUAUCCACCUGACCCAGCCAGCCAGCCAGCCAGGCAGGCAGACCUGAGCAAUUGCUGAAGAAAAUCUCGAGAGGAUUUCAAACAUGACUUGGGCCCGGGUCUAGAUGGGAAUGGGAGGUAGGGGGUGGGGGGGGGGGUGGGGGGGGUCGCAGAAGGGGCUUGGAGGGGUUGGCAUCGGGGCUGAAGGGUGAGAGUACCAAGCUACAUAAGGCCUUGACCACAUCUAACUCCCAUUGUCUCUCCAGGGCUGGUGCACCUCAUUGACAUCAUAGGCCAUGCUCCUCUCUCUCUUUCUAUGCAGACCCCUCCCAGGAGGGUGGGCAGUCUCACUGAGCAUGUGUUACAAAUGUAAUGUAAACGCACUGUUACUACUAUGAGGCCACUGCCCUAUGGAGACCAUGGAGGCCUUAUGUAGCUGCUAUGUAGGGCCUUUUUUAUCGGCUUGACUAGUCUGUCUGACUGGGGUAGGCUGGAAACGAGUGCAAUCCCACUACAACAAUCCCCAGCACUGGUCCUGGUAUCCACUGACCUGUAGGAUCACAGCACUGCUGGUUCUCACCACGCUAAGCUAAUCAAUCACCCAUUAAUCCAUGGCCCACGAUCAGUCACUCAAAUCUAGUAAUCAUGUGUUGGUGGCCCCCCCCUUUAUAUUAAACUUUGUCGACACUAAGUGCACUAAGUGGUACCGAACCUGCUACACCGCCAAGGAACACGCCACCAAUCGGAGAGCUUGUUUUAACCACGAGACGGAACUCUCUGGCCAAUCAGUGCCCUUAAUUGAUUGAUCACUAGCUACUUGUUAGCUGUUGGUAAACUAUCAGGUAAUUUGACAUUGAGCCAGCAGUGCUGAUGGUCCAGGGGGG
Molecule: messenger RNA, 3930 nt
Organism: Osmerus eperlanus (European smelt)
Lineage: Eukaryota; Metazoa; Chordata; Actinopteri; Osmeriformes; Osmeridae
Gene: vps37c
Product: VPS37C subunit of ESCRT-I
Exons: 5
Coding region: 530-1588 (352 amino acids)
Biological process (GO): protein targeting to membrane; ubiquitin-dependent protein catabolic process via the multivesicular body sorting pathway; protein targeting to vacuole
Cellular component (GO): ESCRT I complex
Source: RefSeq, a predicted model, not a curated record